Molecule: messenger RNA, 801 nt
Organism: Athene cunicularia (burrowing owl)
Lineage: Eukaryota; Metazoa; Chordata; Aves; Strigiformes; Strigidae
Gene: NOG
Product: noggin
Biological process (GO): negative regulation of BMP signaling pathway; osteoblast differentiation; dorsal/ventral pattern formation
Source: RefSeq, a predicted model, not a curated record
AUGGUGAUAACCCAGGGGAUGCAGCAGAGUGCAAGCCUGCAGCCUGGCACUCAUUGCCUGUCACAGCACUGCUCACCACAGAGGGAGCACACCCUCCUCCUUCUCCUCCUCUUCCUCUGCCUGCUCCCACCACCAGGUGCCCUGGGCCUGCUGCCACCUCCAGAGGAACCUCAGCAGCCAAUGCCACCACCAUCCGGCACUGCUGACCCCACUGCCCACCUGCUGCAUGGCCGUCCCUCAGCCCUGGUACAGCCCUACAGCUUCUCGCUCUCCCCUGAGGACUACUCCCCCAAGCCCUGGCAACUGCAGCCCAGGUGGCUGCACUGGCUUCUGGGCUCAGGCUCUGACCCCUUCUAGAUGAUGACCAAGGAGCCCCAGGUCCACAAUGGCAGUGUCCUCGAGGAGAACCUGGAGUCCCUGAGCCAGGACCUGGCAGAGGGCACCAGGUGCUACUGCUGCAAGCUGUGGUGGGAGGCAAAGGGGCUGGAGCUACCCAACCUACUGCCCCCGCUGGAGCUGCCCCCUGAGCUGCUGGGGGACCUGGCCCUUCACCUGUGGUGGUGGCUGGUGGAGUGGGCCACCUGCUGCCUCACCUGGAUGGACCUGGGACCCAUCUUCUGGCCCCACACUGCCUGCGAGACCAGCCUCCCCAGCUGCUCCUGGCCUCCUGGCAUGGCCUGCUGCCCCGCACAGAUCACCCAGAUCAAGCUGCUGGCCUGGCACUGCUGGGCCUCCGGCUCCCCACACUGCACCUGACAACAGAUCCCUUACCCCAUCGUGGCUGCCUGCAAGUGCUUCUGA